AUGUUGUAAACUCUAUUUAUUGUCGUUUUGCUAUUUCUGCUUCUAACUUUUGUUGGAAUAUAUUUGAGAAAAUAUCUUAGAAACAAACCACUGAAAUUCUAAAAUUAAGUAUAAGGAGAGAUAUUUUCUGAUUUUCCAAUUAGCUUCUCUAAUCAACAAGGUAAUCCUGAUGCUAUAGAAAAAUUAAAUAAUAAAGAAAAUGUAAACAUGAAAUUUUCUAAGACCACAGUUACACUUGGCAAAAAUAAAAAAUCGAAAGUAAACAAAGUUUAAUUACCUGAAUUGGAGGCAGCUUUUUAAUUUGAUGCAGAUAAUGAAAAUGAUAAUGAUAGCAUGAAGAAUUCAUCUGUUACAGAUAAAUAAUAAUAAUUAAGCUCAAAAGAAUAAGAAAUGUUUAAUUUUUAGCAUAAUUCCCAUAAUCUUGAAGAAUUAGUCACACCAACUUAAGUUAUCUGUUAGGAGGUUUGA
This is a messenger RNA of Paramecium sonneborni, 468 nucleotides long. The record is from the annotation of a GenBank genome assembly. Lineage: Eukaryota; Ciliophora; Oligohymenophorea; Peniculida; Parameciidae.